GCAACAACAACAGUAGCAGCAGCAACAAAACGUAUUGCAACAGCAGCAACAACAACAACAACGCUGACGCCACUGGAUAGAGUCGCCGGCAAAGUAACUGCAACAACAACAACAACAACGUCGACAACGACACCGUCUACGACGACUCCACCAGAGGAUUUAGAUCCAUAUGCAUUCACAGAGACUAUUGCAGUCGCACCGCCAAUUUUAUUUAAUGCACAGAAAUCGCGAGCCCGCUUAAACGAACACAGCAGCAAGAGCAACAAUAAUAAUAAUAAUAACAACAACAACAAUAAUAAGAGGCAAACAACAGCUGGAGCAGCCAACAGAAAGGCAAACCUUGUUGCACAGUUGAAUGCCACAGCAGCGGCAGCAGCAGCAGCAGCAGUGGUAGCAGUAGUAACCACAAAGGCGCAGGCGUCUUUAGCAACAACAACACCAAUAACAAUAACAGCAACAACAACCACAACAACAACGAAUUUCAAUAAUGUCACGCAAUCUCAAUCUCAGCCAAGGCAGCCGCCAACAUUGUCCCAACUGCAAUCGCAGUCGCAAACGACGACAACGUCACCGAAGCGAGCGACAAACGUUUGCAUUGUGAGGCCACAGCAGCAGGAGAAACUAGCUGGACUUGGUCAGCAUCAGCAUCACCAGCAACAGCAAUUGACUCAGCCGCAACCAUGUCUGCCUUCAGUUACAGUUUUAGCUCCGCCGCCACUUUACACCCACACGCCAUCGCUGUGGCAAACGCCGCUCAUACUGGACACAAACCAGAAACUACUGCAGCACCAUCAACAACAGCAGCAGCAGCAGCAGCAGCAGCAGCAGCAGCAGCAGCAUCAGCAACAUUCGGCGCAGCAGCAGGCUGUUAUUGCUUUGGUCAGUCCGCCCACAUCGCCCGCCUCGUUACCUUCGCCCACCCUGCCCCACAAUCCGACCGCUGUGACCGCUAUGGUAGCCCCAAUUGUUUCGCCCAAGGGUGGCGGUUUGCCGCCCUCGAAAUUCCAUCAUAACACAUUGGCCCAGCAUCUGCAGAAGGUCGAGUGCUUGAAGAAAAAGAAAUCCUUGCCGCUGGUAUGCCAAAACAAUAACAACAUGGUGGAGUCAUUAAACAAACCAUCAGCUGUCGGUGGCAUCAACAAUUACAAUCUAAAACAACCACCGCCAUUGACAGUGUUUACGACUGGAACACAACAAGUUCAAGCGGUUCCAAUCUCAUCAGCGCCAGCUUCUUUUCCAGUGGCUGGACAAAAAGCACCACAUUCCGUCAACACCUCCGCUCCCCCCACAAUGACACCCAGCAAUAGCAGCAGCAGCAGUAUAGAUGACAGUGAUCUCAAUGAGAUACCCGUCAAUGUAAUCUUUCGCAAGCCGCCACUGUUGAUGGCCGGAGUGGGAGCGGGCGCUGGUGCUGGAGUUGGAAUUGGAAUUGGCACUGAAUCUUUAGGUGGCUGUGGGGGAGAUAUGAGAAUUGUGACGCCAUUGACACCGCCAACGCCGCCUACGCCACCGCUGCUUGCCAAUCUCUUGCCGCAACUAACGGUGGUAUCUGGAGGCAUUGCACCCGCCCUAAAAAUGAAAACAGCUACGCCACAACCACUCCCACCAGCAGCACCAACAUCUGUACCCGCACCAUUAACCAUAAAAACUGAACAAAAGUCUUCCAAAGUUGCCAAUGGUAUUGUCGCCAUCAAUGCUACGCCCAAACGUCAAACGAUGCAAGCAACUGGCGCCAAGAAUGGCAACAACAAACUCAUCAACAACAACAAUACACCAUCAUUAGCAAAGAUGUCACCGCCGCCGCCACCGUUACCUUCAGUUGCAUCCCCAAUCCAUCUUGAAACCCCAGCCCCUAUCAUCAAAACGGAGACAUCGAUACGUCGGCGACGCUGUAAACCCGCCACUAAACGCUGUCUAACAAGCAGCGAGAAUGAAACCAUUUUGUCGGAUGUGCCCUAUUGUCUGCAACAGCAUUGGCUACACUCCGCCUCCUCGGGCAAGGAAUUGUCUCUGGAGGCACCUCUGUCGCCGAGCAAUCGACGUGAGGAGCGCAUUGCUGUGCGCAAGGGAUUGCUUCGUCGGCAAGCUUUGCAGUUAAUCUCCACGCGAUCAUUGCAAGAGGUUCCCAUGCGGGCAGCCAGGCAACGUCUGCAAUGUAUCCAGACUCUAUUGGUCAAAUACAAGGAUCAUGCAGCACAACAGCAGCCAAUAGGAAUUGGUAAUCGCUGCCUAGUGGCCAAUUGCAAGGAGCCCACAUUGAGUAUGGCAGCCCAUUGCGAACGCCACAUUGUGAAGAAUACCACACAGCAGCUAUUCCGACCCUGCAUGGCCUGGCGUAUGGAUGGUACAGCCUGUCAGUCACCUGUUUUUGAUGUCCUGCACACGCUCACACUAUGUGCUACGCAUAGCCAUCUGCGCGAUGUGGCCAGGCAGCCACCCAAACAGGUGACUCCGCCUGUGGUAAAGGCUGCUUCAAUGGUUUCUGUAGUAGUAGCCGAUACGACUGUUGUGGGUGGUGGACGCAAGCGCAAAACGAAUGCAAAUCCGGUAAAUCGUCCCCAAAAACGAGCCAGGAAACAACCCGAACAAGUGAUCACAACGCUUCCGCUUGUCAUGCCAUCGACUGUGUUACAGCGUAAGAGUAGCACCACAUCUUUGGAAUCCAUAGCCAGCAAUUCACAAUCUUCGGGGAAUUCGCAGUCUCAGCUGCCGUAUAUACCGCGUCAUUCCACUACGCCUACAUCUGUAUCCGCAUCCGCUAUUAUAAACACACCUGCAGCAUCCUUGAGUAAUCCAAAUCUAUCCAUACCUCCGGCGUUGGCUCCACUCAGCAGUGAUUACCAUCACCAGCAGCAGCAGCAGCAACAACAACCAAUGCUGAUGCCCAAGUUUGAACCGGAGGAGCAGCAACUACCUUUGAUUAAAUUCGAAGCGGAGCAGCAGCAUUUGGAUAAUAGUUUCAAUCUGUUAGCCAAUGCAAAUAUCAAGGCCGAAGAGAUUAGCCAAAUUGUGGCCCAAUUGGCGGCAGCCGAUAGUGAUCUUCAUCAUCACAAUAACAACAGUUUGCACUUUAAUCACAACACCAACAGUAGCAGCACCAUUCACAAUAGCAACAACAACAACAACAGCCUAAACUAUAGCAACAACAAUAGCAUUAGCUCCCAAGGCGGUGACAGCAUCAGUUUCCCCUCAUUUAAUACAGCCUUUGGCAAUGCCAUGGGUGGCCAACAUACAAUCACGCACAACGGUAUUAAUCGGAACAACAAUAUUGAACAAAUGGGCGAUACGGCGAAUCUAUUGGGUCAGGAUCUGUUUGGUGUCUGCGAUAAUAGUUCAGCCUAUGCCAGUUCCGAAGACACGGGCCUGGGUGGCCUAAGUGAAUCGGAGCUGAUGGGCGCUAACGAUGCUGAUGACAUAGCAUUGAAUGGUGCCCAUUUGCUGGAGGAGCACGAUCUGGUAAAUGUGUUCGACACGCUGCCGGACGAUGCCUUCAACGAAUUGUUUCAAUCCGUGCAACAAGCUGAGUGCGAGGCCAUGGAUCGGGCACUCGAAAUUGCCGAUAAGAACCUCAAGUGUCUGCAACAGACCAUUGGCGGCUCGGGGGACAGCGCCUUCCUUAACGAUUUUCUCGAUGUCAGUGAUGAUCUGUUGUCCGUGAUGAACUCACCGAAUACAUCCGGCAUCGAUGCCUCCACAAUUGUCGACAACAGUAACAGCAGCAAUGGCCCCAAUAAUUGUGCUCCCGCUGGCACAGUGUUGGACAUACGCGGCCUGGUGCAGACCUGAAUGGCGGCAUCUUUACAUCCACUUUCAAGAAUUCGUUAAUGGUAGAAAACUGUUCUUUACUUUUUUCCUCUCUCGUUUCUCUGUCAUUCUAAUGAACUAUAUAUGGGUUUUCGAGCCUUCUGAAUUUCUGGCCAAUUCUCAAAUCUCGUUUUUUGAAAUCUUUUGUUCUUUUUUUUCUUCAUCUAAAUAUAUUUCGGCCGUUCUUUGGAUA
Messenger RNA from Drosophila willistoni, 3997 nucleotides. RefSeq lists its product as uncharacterized. Gene Ontology annotation, cellular component: nucleus. The annotation marks the transcript as partial. NCBI's taxonomy places the organism in Eukaryota, Metazoa, Arthropoda, Insecta, Diptera, Drosophilidae. The record is from RefSeq and is a predicted model, not a curated record. The transcript has 5 exons.